UUUGCAAACAGUCUAGACAAUAGCACGCUGACCAGGCUCAGUCCACAACACUGGCACGGAAUAUCUUUUGUGAUCAUGGCUCAGAACGGAAUUAUAGAAAACGGGCAGCCAAAGGGGGAAAUUCCCGGACUUCCUAAACCCGUGAAAAUUACAGAGGUGAAAUACACCAAGAUUUUCAUCAAUAAUGAAUGGCACUCAUCUGUAAGCGGGAAGACGUUUCCAACUUACAAUCCAGCCACAGGUGCGAAAAUCUGCGAAGUAGAGGAAGCCGAUAAGCUGGAUGUAGACAAGGCGGUGCUGGCGGCGAAGGCAGCGGGUGACAGGGGCUCUGCCUGGAGGCAGAUGGAGGUGUCCGGCCGCGGCCGGCUACUGAACAAGCUCGCGGACCUGAUGGAGAGGGACCGGGCUCUUCUGGCGACCAUGGAGACCAUGGACACUGGGAAACCUUUCCUGCAUUCCUUCCUCAUCGAUCUCGAUGGCAGCAUCAAAACGCUGAGAUACUAUGCCGGCUGGGCGGACAAGAUUCACGGCAAAACUAUGCCAGUCGAUGACAAUUUCAUGUGUUUCACCAAACAUGAGCCCGUCGGCGUGUGUGGAGCAAUCAUCCCGUGGAACUUCCCCCUCCUGAUGUUUGUGUGGAAGGUGGGACCAGCACUGUGCUGUGGUAACACCGUGGUCAUCAAACCAGCCGAGCAGACGCCACUCACUGCCCUCCACAUGGGGGCGCUGAUAAAGGAGUCUGGCUUCCCUCCUGGGGUGGUCAACAUCCUGCCAGGCUAUGGCCCGACAGCGGGGGCAGCGAUAUCCAACCACAUGGAGGUAGACAAGGUGGCUUUUACCGGCUCUACAGAGGUUGGGAAAUUAAUCAAAGAGGCAGCGGCUAGGAGUAACCUGAAGAGAGUGACGCUGGAGCUGGGCGGAAAGAACCCUACCAUCGUGUUCGCCGACGCGGAUUUGCGGCUGGCUGUGGAGGAGGUGCAGAGGGGCGCCUUCUUCAACCAGGGCCAGUGCUGCACCGCGGCCUCCCGCAUCUUCGUGCAGGAGCAGGUGUACGAGGAGUUUGUGCGGCUCAGCAUGGAGAGCGCUGAGCGGGUGCUGGCCGGGGACCCCAUGGACCCGCGUACGGCACACGGGCCACAGAUUGACCAGAAGCAGUUUGACAAGAUCGUGGAUCUGAUCAGGAGCGGUGAGCGAGAGGGUGCCACACUGGAAUAUGGAGGCCGUCCCAUGGAUCGCAAAGGCCUCUUCAUUAAGCCCACUAUCUUCUCAGGGGUCAAAGACCACAUGCGCAUCGCCAAAGAAGAGAUCUUUGGCCCGGUGCAGUGCAUAUUCUCAUUCAAAAGCCAGGAGGAGGCGAUAGAGAGAGCGAACGGAACACCGUACGGCCUGGCUGCUGCCGUGUUCACGCGCGACGUGGACCGGGCACUGAGCGUCUCUGCCGCCCUGCAGGCUGGCACCGUCUGGGUGAACUGUUACAACGCCCUUCAUGCCCAGACCCCCUUCGGUGGCUACAAAAUGUCAGGACAUGGAAGAGAGCUUGGUGAAUAUGCCCUGGCAGAGUACUCUGAAGUGAAAACUGUCACUAUCAAGGUGGCAAAACAGGACUGAGCAAGUCGGUGUGAAAGGCCGACAGGCCUGUGACCACAUGGGCACUUAGUAAGAGCGCGGCACUCACUGAGCGGUCUGCGCCUCCUCACCUUCACCCCUCGUCACUUCCCUGCCUCCUCCCCUCCUUACUUGCACCCCUCCAGGUCUCUGUAUCUCCUCACCUUCACCCCUUCUCGCCUCCCUCCCUCAUUGUCUGUGCCUCUCCUCACCUCCUUACAUGCACCCCUCCAGGUCUCUGUACCUCCUCACCUUUACCCCUCGUCACCUCCUCACCUUCACCUCACUGCCUCCUCCCCUCCUUACUUGCACCCCUCCAGGUCUCUGUAUCUCCUCACCUCCACCCCUUCUCGCCUCCCUCCCUCAUUGCCUGUGCCUCUCCUCAUCUCCUUACAUGCACCCCUCCAGGUCUCUGUACCUCCUCACCUUUACCCCUCGUCACCUCCUCACCUUCACCUCACUGCCUCCUCCCCUCCUCACCUAUGCCCAUCCUCACCUCCUUACCUUCAUCUCCCCUGUGUGCCUCUCCUUCUCCUCGCCUCCUUGCUUUUUGCCUCUGUUCCCCUUGACCUCUUUGCCUCCAUCCCUCUAUCUGACACCUCUUGCUCAGGGACUUGUUGUACGAGUAUGAACCUGGUUCCGGAGCAAUGUUGGGCAGACGAUGGGAUUACUGCUGUACAAAAAAAAAUGACUACAGCAGCAGUUAAAAUGAACUUUUUAAGUCUGUACAGAUUUAUCAACUUACAAAACAAUGCCGGUGAUUUUAUUUAUAUAGAUCUUACGCAUGCUGAGGCCAAGAUUCAUACUCUUGUUCUUGUUUGAUCGAUGCUCAUCAAUAAGCAGACAUCAAUUUGUUUUUUCUUGUAUUUCAGAGAUACUGCACAACCCAUAUCUGUAGAGGUAGCCUUCGUCCUGUAGUCAGAAUAAUCACUGUUUCGAUAUAAGAUAAAUUAUAUACAUAUACAAUGCAAAAUAUAGCCAGUGUAAAACCAUAUAAUUGUGUUGUUUCAAUAUACUGUGUGUCAUGCGUCGAAAUUGACUGUAAACCUGGAAGUGCAGUUAUGAAAUCAGCAUUCUGUGCAAAGAUUUUGGUUUAUCUUUUGUCAAGCUUUACAUUUUCACACCAUAAAAAAGGUUUAAAGAAUUCAUUUUAUUGAAUAACAAAUAGAUAUUAACAUGUUGAUAGAGCUGUCACAAUGAUGAAAUAUGUAAUAUUUCAGAUGGUUUAUAGCCUUCUAUAGUUUUACCUUCAAAAGGUUUCCUAUCUGCUUUCUGUAGGUUUUCUUUCUAAAGCGAGGCUUCUGUUUAAUAUCAGUUGUAUCGGAUACAAAAAAAUGCACAUCUUACAUGUGAGCAUUUCAAAUAUUUUUUAAAUUUAAUUUCUUAAAUGCUUUUGUAGAUCAUAUACAAUAGUUCACAAGAAGGGUUUGAGUAAUUUAAAAAGUUGAUUUGUAUUGUAAAUCUUAACUAUAGAAUACUCAUGUGAAUAAUGUUAGCCAAUGACUAUCUGAUUACUCAAUAAAGCUAGUAAUUGAUAUUUUGUAUCAAUAUUUAAAUAUGACUUAAUAAAAGUUACAAAACAGAA
Molecule: messenger RNA, 3190 nt
Organism: Brienomyrus brachyistius
Lineage: Eukaryota; Metazoa; Chordata; Actinopteri; Osteoglossiformes; Mormyridae
Gene: aldh1a3
Product: aldehyde dehydrogenase 1 family, member A3
Exons: 13
Coding region: 76-1608 (510 amino acids)
Molecular function (GO): aldehyde dehydrogenase (NAD+) activity
Source: RefSeq, a predicted model, not a curated record